This is a messenger RNA of Rotaria sordida, 534 nucleotides long. Lineage: Eukaryota; Metazoa; Rotifera; Eurotatoria; Philodinida; Philodinidae. The record is from the annotation of a GenBank genome assembly.
AUGAUGACUACGCAACGACUCUUGACAAGGACUAGAAUUUACAAUAAUAAUUAUUAUCGUUUAUUUUCAUUUUCUUCAAAAAUUAAUAAUAUUGAUAUUGAUCCACCAAUAUUUCAAAUUGAUCUACCGGGAAUAGAAAAUUAUGGUUUUGAAGGUGAAUCAUCAUUUAUGAUAUGUAAACAUGGAGGUGUUGCAUCAGAUUCAGAAGAAGCAUCUAAAGUUGGAAGACGUAUUUUAAAUUUGGGUGGUUCUGCAGUUGAUGCAGCUAUAGCUGUUCUUCUUUGUGUUGGUGUACAUAAUUGUCAUUCAAGUGGUAUCGGCGGUGGAUUUCUUAUGAAUAUUUAUGAUGUUACAAAGAAAGAAUGUGUAGCUAUUGAUGCACGUGAAGCAGCACCAUCAAAAGCUCAUCAAAGAAUGUUUGUCGAUGGAAAUCCACCACCAUCAUCAGUAUCAGGUGGUUUAUCAAUUGGUAUUCCAGGUGAAAUAGCUGGUUUAAAUAAAGCUGACCAUGGUAGUUUACCAUAUCUUUUAUGA